AUGACUGCACUGGCCAUGGAAUUCAUUGAAAGGGUGACCCCAGCAUGCAAGGAGCCAGAAAGAGAAUGGGUGAAUGGCAGAGUGAUAUGCAUCAGCAGUAUAGAUUCUGAUGUUUACUGGAAAUUGGAACAGUGUUUUGAUGAACUCCAUGCUUGUUCUGAUCCUGGAUUCCCUGAAUAUGGAUAUAAAAUGCCCAGCACAGGUGUUUUCUUUGAAAGUUCAGUUGUCCGGUUUCAUUGCCAAGAAGGAUACAGGCUUAAGGGUCCAUCCCAAAAGCUUUGUGAGAGACAUUUUAAUGGCUCCCUAAGCUGGAAGCCAAGUGAUAAACCUGUGUGCCUACAAGAAGCUACAGAUUGCCUUGCUCCAACUGUUGAAGAUGCAGAGAUUCAGAUCAAGACAUACACAACUGGAGAUAAAUUAAUAAUCAGCUGUCAUGAAGGAUUCCAGAUCCAUUUCUCUGAUUUAGACAACUUGGUGUCAGUAUGUCAAGAUGAUGGAACAUGGGAUAAUCUGCCCAUUUGCCAAGGUUGCCUGAGACCACUUCUGCUUCCUCAUAGUUUCACUAAUAUAUCUCAGUUCGAGUCUUCCUUCCCCGUAGGAUCAAUGAUAUAUUUUCAGUGUUUUCCUGGAUAUAAACUAGAAGGUGCAGAGUUCCUUGAGUGCAUGUAUAAUCUUAUCUGGUCAGAUAGUCCACCUAGGUGCCUUGAUGUGGAAGUUUGUCCGCUACCUCCUAUGGUGACUCAUGGAGAUUAUAUCUGCCAUCCGCGGCCUUGUGAACACUACAACCAUGGAACUGUAGUUGAGUUCUAUUGUGAUCCUGGCUACACUCUCAGUAAUGAUUACAAAUAUAUCACCUGCCAGUAUGGAAAAUGGUUUCCAUCAUAUCAAGUGUACUGUGUCAAAACAGAACAAGCCUGGCCAAAUAACCAGGAAACUCUUUUGCGAACAUGGAAGAUUGUGGCAUUCACUGCUACUAGUGUUCUUCUAAUGCUUCUGUUAGUUAUUCUUGCCAGAAUGUUCCAAACCAAAUUUAAGGCACAUUUCCUUCCAAGAGAUACUCAAGAGAAUUGCAGCAAUGGCCCAGACUUUGUGGUGGUGGAUGGUGUUCCUGUCAUGCUUCCUUCUUAUGAUGAAGCUGUGAGUAGUGGCAUGAAUGAAUUGGCACCAGGAUGUCCGCCUUCUGCAGGCCAGGGAUAUAUUUUUCAAGCAGAUGAUCAGAAUCCUCCAGCUUAUCCUGAACCAGAUGAUUUGAACAGGUUGCCAGCUGAAUUUGACACCUGUGACAGCAUUUCAGGCUCUUCAGAACUUCUCCAGAGUUUAUACACAUCUUCUGCAUGUCAGAUGGGAGCUCAUCCUGUCUCAGACAGAACUGAUGUUAUCAACAGCACCACUGAAGAAGUAGCAUCAACCAGUCCAAGCAUUGAUAUUGCUGAUGAAAUUCCAUUGAUGGAUGAAGACCCUUAAUCUGCACAAAUAUUUCUCAUAUCUUGUUGGGGCAGGGGAAUAAAUCAUUUACAUAUGUAUACAUACAUAUCUAUAUAUCUAUAUGAAAACAUAAAGACUGAUUACAGAUGGAGGCAAGGAUAUUUUCUGUUUUUAUAAAUCUUCCUCAUUAUAAUGUCAUCAGAUUUUGUGUGCAUAUGUUAAAUCAACUUUGGGGUUGAAAGCAUCAGCUAUUCAACAGCAGCUUUACAAAAUGAAUCCUGAGGAUUUGAUGAGACUAAACAUUACAGGAGAAUUACACGUUCGUGGAAUAGUGACAAAUGUAUCUGCAUCGCAGGAAGCUUUAACAGAUGUUUAAAAACACCAAUGAAGAGUAGACAAAAAGGUACAAGUGCAAGUCACAAUAGAGGUAUUUCAGAUAAUGUAAAUUCUGUUUUAUCAAAGCUGCU
This is a messenger RNA of Protobothrops mucrosquamatus (brown spotted pit viper), 1892 nucleotides long. It is a transcript of the gene SUSD4, whose product is annotated as sushi domain containing 4. The transcript has 9 exons. Gene Ontology annotation, biological process: negative regulation of complement activation, classical pathway; negative regulation of complement activation, alternative pathway. Bases 1 to 1464 code for a protein of 487 amino acids. Lineage: Eukaryota; Metazoa; Chordata; Lepidosauria; Squamata; Viperidae. The record is from RefSeq and is a predicted model, not a curated record.